Molecule: messenger RNA, 2070 nt
Organism: Hippocampus zosterae (dwarf seahorse)
Lineage: Eukaryota; Metazoa; Chordata; Actinopteri; Syngnathiformes; Syngnathidae
Exons: 10
Coding region: 299-1723 (474 amino acids)
Source: RefSeq, a predicted model, not a curated record
CUGUCGGGUCGAGGGCGCGCAUCUUCGUGCACCUGGAGCAGAACUGCAUUGAGCGCAGAUGAGGAGGAGCAGCGGGAUGGCAGUGAGGAGGCGAAACGCAAUCGAUCGGUGAUGAUCAGGGUCGACAAUCCAUGAAUAAAUCCACGUUGACGUGAAGAGACAAUCUGACCUCGCGUGUAUGGUGCUGCUUGUGGACUGCGAGACGGGCGCGCUGUGGUCCAGGUGAGAGCCGUUGCUUGAGCUAAAUGAGUCGGUCAGUCAGGAAGGAAGAGGCGAAGUCAAAUGGGACACAAAAGCCAUGGAGGUCAAAGGACAACUCAUUUCAGCACCUGCCCCUCUCACAUUUUGUGACAGGAAGCAGAAGGAACACAUGUUGGCUCUACAAGAGAAGAGACGGAGCCUGCAGGCGCUGCUCACCGUCCGAUUGGCUGAGCUGAGGCAUGUGUGUCUGCAGGAGGCGGUGCUGACUGGUACGCUGCCCAGUGACUUCCCCCUGGUAACGGGGGAGAAACUCCCCUGUGUGAGGCACAGAGGAGGGACGUCCCGUCAAGUCAACAGGAAGUACAGAGCAAAGGAAGAAGAUAGUGCACAUGUGAGGAGUACAAAAACGUUAUUCAGUGGCACACAGAGAAAACACAAUCACCAUGAACAGUACACACAAGCACAACAUGGCAAGAUGACUGUGCACAGAGGCUGCCACACUGACGAUGCCGUGAGAUGUGAGAGCAACUCCACAUUGGACUCUACUGGAGAUGACAGUGAGGAGUUCAAACAACUGUGUCGCCCCCCAUUGGUUACAGGUGUUUCUCCAGUGGAGGUUUACUGUCACAACAAACCCAGGAUGAGUUCAGUGUGCAUCAGGUCUGAGAAUCCUCAGAAUCAUCAGAGCCACAGAUCCCUCCUUCAGCCUCAUGCCCAACCACAUUCCCACAUCAGCUCAUCAUCUGCAUGCCCUUUAGAGUCUGUAGUUUUGGGGGAGGCCAAAGUGUGCGCAACACUCCGUCCCAAUGACAGCUUAGAUGGGCUGCUGGACGGUCCGGCCUCACUCGAGAAGGGACAGCAGGGUCAGAUGUGGUUAAACAGUUUCACGGGGUCCCAGGCGGCAAAUACCAGGCCGACUGCGAGAAGAGGGCGUGGCUACAGUAAUCUAUUGCUGGACUACGUGUUGAGCAAACAGUGGCAGCCGCCUCAGCCAAUCACCUACCAGCAGCCUCCAGGAGCUCCACCCACCUACCAGGUGCACAUGGGCGAGCAACGGCAUGUCAAAGUGACACGAACCAAAUCUUGUGGCCCUUUCCUGCCCGUGCCGCACGUCCAGCUGCACUCCCAACCCCACCUAACCCCCUCCCAGCUGGCCGCUGCCCAGGAUGCACAGCUAGAGGACGCUACCAGGAGCCUCCACAAGACUCUAGCUCUGGAAGGUCUGAGGGAUUGGUUCCUGAGGAAUACCAUUGGCCCCUCACGCACUAAUCAAAAUGAUGAAAAGCUUAAGGCUCAGUUAGGAGGAGCUCUGCAGCAUCGAUGGACGACUCAAGUUGUCCUCAUGCGGGCGGAGACGAGGCCUAGUGGCCAACUACCUCACUCCGUAAGCUUCCAUGGACAGUCGCUACACGGCAGGUCUGUGAAUAGCUCACUCUAUCUUGACCCUGCCCCUUCAGGAAAACAUGUAGAUCCCUCCAUGGAAGUGUCUUUGGAGCAAACAUCACCAGAAACUCUGGUCUGAUGAGCAUGCCAGUUGAUGGUUCACUUGGUGAUCCAAUGUGUGGUCACGCAGAGAAUCAGAAUGUCUGCUGUUCAAGUAAUCAAUGACAUCCUUCAGGAAGAAACUCAGUUUUCGCAAUUUCCCACAAACCAAACGUUGAGAAGAAAAGAAGCAAUAAUUAAGUUGAAGAGGUUUUCUUUUACCUAUAGUCCGGAUGUCACUGUUGGAUGACGUCAUUGACUCAGGCAAAUCUAAUAACACUAAGAUGAUGACCUUUUAUUCUAGCAAUAAGAUGUCAAAGUGAGAAUAACUUUUAAUCAACUGCUGUGACAAUCACCUUAUCAAUAAAUUGAUCCAGUGAAUGUUGA